AUGACUUCCGCAAAAUCAUGCCCGUCAAGUCUUUUAGAAAACGUAGAGGAACUUCUUAAGUUGCAAGGAGUAGAGUCGCAAAGAGUGGAGUUCAAGAAAGCUUGGCAUAAUCUGAAGGGAACUCCAAGAAGCACUUACUGGCAAGUUAUUCAUACUAUCACUGCCUUUGCCAACGACCUUUAUAAUGUAAACGGUGGAUAUAUCAUUAUCGGUGUGGAAGAGAAAGAAGACUGCGAAUCUCCUGAUAGCGUUCAGGUCAUUUUACCACCGCUCGGUGUCACAGGAAAUCUCGAUAAAAUACAGAAGGAGAUAUCUGGAGCUUGUCGAGAGAACAUCAAACCUGUAAUUAAUCCCAUACUGCAACCUGUGGUCGUCGAUGGAAAAAAAGUUCUUGUUAUCUGGGUCAGACCUUCGGAUAAUAGGCCACACAUGUGCAGAGAAAGUAAGAAGUCAAACGAAUGGAACUAUUACAUAAGAGAGGGCACGGAAACCAGGAAAGCAAGGCCGGAACAGAUAAGCCUACUUCAUCAACACUCUGGGGCUCCUCCAUUUGAUGACAGAAAAGCGCCUAAUACUGAGCGCGGUUCCUUGUUGAAUGAAAACAUGAUAGAUUUGAGUUUGGUACAACAGUAUUUGGAAGCAAUCGAUAGUGCUCUGGUUGGUCAAGAGAUCGAACCGAUUCAUCUCUAUGAAAAACUGCAACUGGUACACCCUGUAACUGAGCAAAUGUUUACACCACGAAAUGUGGCCUUACUUUUCUUUCACCCAAAGCCUCAUGAAUUUUUCACGGGUGCUAGCACUGAAAUUGCUGUAUUCACUCACGACAACGAGGCAAAAGAAGAGGUGCUAAUCACUGGUCCAAUCGACCAACAAAUAAAGAAAUGUUUGCGUUUUAUUCUGGACAUCCCAAAGAAAGAGUCGUGCCAUGCCAUGAUUGCAUAUCCUGAACGAGCUCUUCGUGAAGCCGUUGUUAACGCUUUCCAUCACAGAAGUUAUGAAAGGUGUGUCCCUGAUCGGAUCAAAAUUCACAUUAAGCCAAAGUUCAUUGACAUCAUUAGUUAUCCUGGUCCAGAUCCCAGUCUGAAUCAAGAAGAUUUCUCUGAAGAUGGAGAAGUACCACCUGUCCCAUCCAGGAAUAGGAGGAUAGCAGACUUCUUAAAAUCAUUGAAGCUGGCUGAAGGGAGAUACACUGGUGUCGGCACAAUCUUUCGUUCUAUGAAGGAUAACAACAAUCCCAAACCUAAAUUUGAUUUCAAAGAGUCAUACUUUCGCGUCCGUCUUCCUGGGCACCCCAAAUACAUCGUUCAUUCCGUCAGAAGUAGAGCUGAUAAUCUCUGUGCAAAGGGGAAUAAGGUAGAAGCCGUGAAACUGAUCACAAGAUUCCUCGAGGAAAAUCCAACAAUGCAGUCUGAAACCCUCAUCGUUAAGCUUUUGGACUUGCUCGGGGAUGACAAGCACGAUGCAAAAUAUCAUUGUUAUCGCGAGUAUAUUGAAGAAAGGAGACAACGCCGUAGUCCUCUUAAGGAAGAGCUGCUUAAAUGGAGUGAAGCCGAUGAAACAGACAUACCGGCCGGUGUCAAACUUGUCAAGAGCCUGGUGGAAGAGGGUGCAGGCAUCAGCGACCUUUCUUGUGUUGUUUCUAGGGCGUCUGAACUCUGUCAGAAGAAUACAGAUAAAGAACAAAACUUGGAAGCCUUACAGAAUGCUCACAAGCUCUAUGAGGCUAUGGGUGAGGUUGUACAAACAGAUGCUUCAGUAUCUUUCCAGUUUGCAGACUGUUUGUUAAAUUUGUUCUACUUAAACACUACCAAUGAAGGAUCAGAAAAGGGUAACAGCAUUGAAGAGCGUAAAAAUCUUUUACCACUCUUAGGAAAGGCAGAAGAUUAUGUGAAAACCGCCAUACAGCUGACACGGCUGAAAGAUGACCUUAAGAUGACUAAUGACAGACUAAAGAUGACUGCUUUGCAGCACCGCUUACUUGGCUACAUCCACUUCCAGAGAUGUUCAGUCGAAAAGUCAUUUGAAAAAGAAUACAGAGAUUGCUACGUCAAAGCUCGCUUGUAUAACCCGAAAAUAUUCAUCAAUCCUGACUUUGAUCCAGAGAGCUCUCUUUCACAAAAAAAAUUAUGUACGAGCGCAGACAAAAAGGAAAAGAGCCAUCAGACAUCAGACUCAUCAGAAAAAGUCACCCGUUCGUGGCCAGAAAUGGGAAAUCCUCGCCGCAAAAAGGACGAUUGCCUUGACUUAACGGAAACUUAG
Molecule: messenger RNA, 2259 nt
Organism: Pocillopora verrucosa
Lineage: Eukaryota; Metazoa; Cnidaria; Anthozoa; Scleractinia; Pocilloporidae
Source: RefSeq, a predicted model, not a curated record